ACUGUAUCGAAAAGCGACAUCAGUGUGUAAAGGAUAUCACCACAUGGGCUCAGGAACACUUCAGAAAACCACUGUCAGUAACUACAGUUGGUCGCUACAUCGGUGUCGGCCAUGUCGAAUCCCAUCGAAGGUUUGGUGGACGUCAGCGUUUACGGAUCCCGGAUGGGAAUCCCAGAGGACUCCCUGACCAUCCUGGAUGGCGGCAGAGACUCCCUGACCAUCCUGGAUGGCAGCAGAGACUCGGCCGAGCCCUGGGAGCUGGCGGAGGCCAAGCCGGGCACCAUGUCGGCCCUCUACAUGCCCUGCUUCGACAUGCUGGCCACGGAGGACGCCGCCUGGCUGGCCAAGGUGUCCGAGGGCCCCCAGCCGGAGCAGUGCCCGGUCAUCGACAGCCAGGAGCAGGGACUGUCCCCGCCGGGCCCCGAGGAGGAGCGCUCCCUGGAGCAGGUGCAGAGCAUGGUGGUGGGCGAGGUGCUGAAGGACAUCGAGACGGCCUGUAAGCUGCUCAACAUCACGCCAGACCCCAUGGAGUGGACCACGGCCAACGUGCAGAAGUGGCUGCUGUGGACCGAGCACCUGUACCGCCUGCCCCAUGCAGGCAAGACCUUCCAGGACCUGGUGGGCAGAGACCUGUGCGCCAUGAGCGAGGAGGACUUCCGCCAGCGCUCGCCACAGUGCGGGGACACGCUGCACGCUCACCUGGACAUCUGGAAGUCAGCUGCCUGGAUGAAGGAGAGAUGCUCCGUAGGAGACAGCAAAAGUCCUGGCGGCGAGGAGCUUUGGUCCGAGGCCGACUCCUCCUGCUCGGGUCAGCCCAUCCACCUGUGGCAGUUCCUCAGGGAGCUUCUGCUCAAACCUCACAACUACGGACGCUGCAUCCGCUGGCUCAACAAGGACAAAGGUAUUUUCAAGAUCGAGGACUCUGCGCACGUGGCGAGGCUGUGGGGGCUGAGGAAGAACCGGCCGGCUAUGAACUAUGACAAGCUGAGCCGCUCCAUACGGCAGUACUACAAGAAGGGCAUCAUCCGCAAGCCCGACGUCUCCCAGAGGCUGGUCUACCAGUUUGUGCACCCUGUAUGAGGGGCAAGACCUGCCAAAAGUCACUCGCGUGAAGCCAGAACUAAAGACUCGUGGAGGUACACCUCCGGCCAAAAAUGUACGCCAAUCACCGCCAACACAAUGUGCUUCAAUCCACAACCACUAGAAUAUAAAUAGACUUUAUUGUCGUGAAGCACAAUCUGCCUCUUUUUGUUUGAUGAAAGGAUUUGUACUCUUUUGAUAAGGAAACGGGCCUCAUAGAUACAACAGGAAGUGACCAUAUAAGGAAACAGCCCUGAUGAAUACAACAAAAAGUGACCAUAUAAGGAAACGGGCCUCAUAUAUACAACAGGAAGUGACCGUAUAAGGAAACGGGCCUCAUAGAUACAACAGGAAGUGACCAUAUAAGGAAACGGGCCUCAUAGAUACAACAGGAAGUGACCAUAUAAGGAAACAGGCUUCUUAGAUACAACAGGAAGUGACCAUAUAAGGAAACAGGCCUCUUAGAUACAACAGGAAGUGAUAAUCAUAGAAAUGUGUUCCAUCAAACUAAAACAUGAAUACUGUCAUGUAGGGAUGGGAAUUGAUGAGAUUUUCAUGGUUCCAAUUCCAAUUUCAAUUCUUCUUAACAAUUCGAUUCUCAUAUCGAUUCUUAUUUGGAAAAAAGAGGACAAAAAGGUGGAUUAGCAUCAAUAUAGUUUAGUGUAAAGUAAGAUGAACUUACAAAGACAUCAGAGGCUCGUACUUAGCAUCGAAUAAAUCAUGACCUUUUUGAAAAUAAAUAUUCUUCUGUAGAAUUUAACAAAACAUGAGGAAAUGACACAAGAAUGUAACAUUUACUAACUUUUAGGAAUCUUUGUAUUUUCCCCGAAGUCAACAAAUGCGAAAAUGCUGCCAAAGUUCAUUUUGAUUUAUAAGGUAAAACUAAAAUAUAUCAUAACAUGCAACUCACCAUAUUUCUAGUCUUAUUUUGAUAUCAUUUGAUGAUUAUGGCUUAUAGUUUAUGAAAACUUUUAUUUUAAAAUCUCAGAAAAUGUGUGGUUUUUGCAAAAACUUUAAACCAUGGUGGUCAAAAUGAUAAUAGCAUAUUUCUCUUUGCAUGUAUUAAGUUACAUAUUAGUUUCACUUUUCUGACAUGAAUGAACUUUUACAUGAUAUUCUAAUUGUAUGAGUUCCACCUGUGUAAAGGAAAUGACUGAGUGUAACUUUUCUCUGACUACAAUUGACCAUUCACCUGCCGAAAAUCAGGAGCACUCUGGAAAAUUUGUGCAAGCUUUUGACCACAAACUUAGUCACUGUCUCCUGUCAUGCUCAGCUAUAAAUGAGAAGGCAUCCAUUUAAAUGUGACAAAUAAUGUUGCUAACAUGCUAGGUGGUGUUAGUUAGCACCUGUUGUAUUUACAGCAGAUGAUGGGCUGAGAUGGGAGUGCUUCAAAGACACUCAUGUAUAAUUAUUGUGUGUUUAAAUAGCAACCUUGCACUUAUUACAAGUUGACAUCUUUUCUUGUCAAAUGAAUCGUUUGGAAAACAUGACAAGCGAUUCUUAGGAAUUCAUAGACUGGGAACCGGUUCUGAAAAAGAACUGGUUCUCAAUUCCCAUCCCUACGACCACACAAGUGUAAAAAGAAGUUAACCGAAGCAAAAAAAAAAAAAAACAACAACAAUGUGUCCGCCUUAUAUUACAUAAUGAAACACAAGACAAAAGUAUUUGGACACCCUAGAGUCUUUCUGCUUACUUCAAACAGAACAAUAAAAUGUGUACGUAGCAGUUUUCCGUCAUGAAAUAAUGUCAAUCUGAUUAAAAACAUGAACAAAAAACACAUUCUAUUGAGAAGAAUUACAGUUCUGCCUGCAGAAAACAAGAUGAAAUACACAUAUAUGAUGAAAAGUUGAUAAAUGAAUAUUUAGUAUCAGUUUGGAUACAAUAGUUUGUCUCACUUUUUUUGUCAAAAUGCUUGCACUCCCAACUUUCUUUGGCCCCAUGCCGUGAAAACGUACUCAACAACAAAAAACACACACAUACUGAGUCACUAACACCCGGAACUCUUUGUUGGGCACUUGGUCUUAAAAUAAGUGAAAUGGUAAAAUUACCUAUUGGUGUUUUUUUGUCCAAACUGAAUCAUUUAGAAGAAAUGUCCAAGUUCGUUUUGUAAGUUUUGUAAAGACGUAUUUGUGGGACUCACAUGCACGCUUUAAUAGAGCCAGCAUAGGUUAGUUAGCUGGGAGUUCACUAACCUGGCGUUGCUUGAUUGAAGGACAGUUUGAAUGAUGUUAUGUUGUUAUAAUAAUACACUUUGAUUGAUUAUUGACUUUGGGGUCAUAAACGCCUCCAGAUCUACCAUACUUUGCCUUUUACCUGCCAGGGCAGAAAAUCACAUUUAUGAGCUCCGACGCAUUUUCCUGCUGAAUAAUUCUUUACGAUUGCUAAACAUGUGCCUUCAGAAA
Entelurus aequoreus (snake pipefish) is the source of this 3482-nucleotide messenger RNA. Its product is annotated as SAM pointed domain-containing Ets transcription factor. NCBI's taxonomy places the organism in Eukaryota, Metazoa, Chordata, Actinopteri, Syngnathiformes, Syngnathidae. The transcript has 6 exons. Gene Ontology annotation, cellular component: nucleus. The coding region runs from base 112 to 1080 and encodes 322 amino acids. Gene Ontology annotation, biological process: cell differentiation; regulation of transcription by RNA polymerase II. Gene Ontology annotation, molecular function: sequence-specific DNA binding; DNA-binding transcription factor activity, RNA polymerase II-specific. The record is from RefSeq and is a predicted model, not a curated record.